GACUCACAUGCUGGUCAAUUCGCAAACUAAUUCAGGCUAGUGUUAAGCGCUGAGAGGGUUACAGUGACGGGAUGGAUGUUCCAGGACCUGAUAAUGACUGGAGGAGUCAAGGAUUCCGACAAAAAGUAGUCACACAAAUAGAAGAUGCCAUGCGGAAAGCUGGAACUGCUCACACCAAAUCCAGCACUGACAUGGAAAGUCAUGUGUUCGCCAAAGCCAAGAGUAGAGAGGAGUAUCUGUCCAUGGUUGCCAGGCUGAUCAUUCAUUUUAGAGACAUCCAUAAAAAAGCACAAGGAGGAGCAGAUCAGAUGAAUCCUCUACAGAAUCUAACAGGGAUAGGUGGUGCUGGAGGCCCUGGCACUAUUGGCAUGCCCCCCCGUCCUCCUAGUGCCGUCAUGGGUACCAUGGGAGCCAUGAACCAGAUGCAGAUAGGCCAGCACUCCAUGCAGGGAGUUGCAGGAAAUCAGCAGGGUGCUGGAGCAGCAGUGCAGUUGCAGAUUGCACAACAGCAGCAACAGCAGUCACUCCAGUUUCAGUUCCAGCAGAAUGCCAUGCAGCAGCAGAAUGCCAUGCAGCAGCAGAAUGCCAUGCAGCAGCAAAAUGCCAUGCAGCAGCAGCAGAAUGCACAUCAGCAGUUAAAACUGCAACAGCUACAACAACAACAACAGCAGCAGCAGCAGCCACAGCAACAGCAGCAGCAUCAUCAAAAUCAGUCACUGCAACACCAAAACCAGCAACAGCAGGCAGCACAACAACAGCAGCAACAGAACCAGUUGCAUCAGUCUCGACUUCAGCAGCAGCACUUACCAGUACAGUAUCAGCAACUCCAUCAACAACAAGUUCAUGUUCAGGCUCAGUCCAUUCAGCAUUUGCAACAACAGCAGCCCCAGCAAGGCCAGAUGCCCCCACAUUCCCAACCUCCCCCGCAGAUUCUUGUGCCCCAAUCACUGGCUAAUCAGAUGCCUCCUGGGCAGCACCAGCCCAUUAGUAACCUAAGCCAGCAGCAACAGCAUCAACUGAAGCUUCAGCAGGCCCAGCAUGUUCUCCAGCAGGCUAGAGUUUUGCAACAGCAACAACAGCAACAGCAGCAGCAACAGCAACACCAGCAGCAGGCAGUUCAACAAUCCCAGCAGACAGCAGCAGCUCAGGCCCAGCUUGUUUCUGGCUCGAUGAUGCCCCGUGCUGGGAUACAAAUGCCACCCCGGUUGCCCCGCGCCAUUCCGAACUCAGCCAUUCCUCCAAACCCUGCUGCCAUGGGAGGACAGCAAAUGCCACAGGGUCAGCAAAUGUCCUCACCAUCUCCUGUUCAGGUGCAGACACCCCAGCCCCCGAUGCCACCACCCCCCCAGCCUCAACCCUCUCCACAGCCGAUCUCCUCACAACCCAAUUCUGUCAGUUCUGGUCCAACUCCAUCCCCAGGAGGUUUCCAGCCCAGUCCUUCCCCACAGCCUUCCCAGAGUCCAGCCACAGCACGUACACCACAGAGUUACCCAAUGCAAGUGCCGUCUCCUGGACCUCUCAGCACUCCAGGUAACCCCAGCUCUGUGAUGAGUCCAGCGAGUGCAUCCCAGUCAGAGGACCAGCUGUACAUGGACAAACUCAAACAGCUCUCCAAGUACAUUGAACCACUGCGCAGGAUGAUUAACAAGAUUGACAAAAAUGAAGAAAGGAAGAAGGAUUUGAGCAAGAUGAAAAGUCUGCUAAAUAUUCUCACUGAUCCCAACACCAGAUGCCCCCUUAAAACACUACAGAAAUGUGAAAUAGCCUUGGAGAAGCUCAAGAAUGACAUGGCAGUGCCCACUCCUCCUCCUCCAACAGUGCCUUCCAAAAAGCAGUACCUGUGCCAGCCACUGCUUGAUGCUGUCUUGGCCAACAUCCGCUCACCAGUUUUCAACCACUCUCUCUAUCGAACGUUUGCACCCGCAAUGACGGCCAUUCACGGACCGCCCAUCACAGGGCCCAUCAUUCCAACUCGGAAGAGGAAGUACGAGGACGAUGAUCGCCAGACUAUCCCAAACAUCCUGCAGGGGGAGGUUGCACGCCUUGAUUCUAAAUUCCUUGUCAAUUUGGAUCCAUCUUUUUGCAGCAACAAUGGAACUGUGCACCUCAUCUGCAAACUGGAUGACAAGACUCUUCCAAGUGUUCCUCCUCUCCAACUGAGCAUUCCAUCAGACUACCCUGAGCAAAGCCCUCAGUGGGACAACGAUGAUCAACAGUAUGAGGCAAACCCAUUCUUGAAGAAUGUCCACAGGAACAUGACGUCCAAACUGCUGCAGCUUCCCGAUAGGCACUCAGUCACAGCUCUGCUCAACACAUGGGCACAAAGUGUGAGGCAGGCGUGCCUUUCUGCAGCCUAAUCAUGGCACCAAGUGUUCCCUUGCAGCAUAGAACUCAAUAUUUCUGUCAUAUGCGUUUCAUAAUCAGCUCAUAUUUGUAAAGGACCGCUUAAACACUGGUGUAGGUAAAGGUGUUUUUAGUAACAGUAAUAAAUAAUGCAUUUGCUUCACUGUGUAGUGUACAAUAAGGUUUAUAAAGCAUCUGAUAUAGUCAAGCUCCCUGCAAACAAAAUGUGUUAAUCUUGUCCGGACCAUACCUUGCUAAAGCCAGUAACCGCGUUCUUUUCUGACUUUCAACGUUGAAGACACAGUCAUUUGGAAUUGUCUUCAUCAGAAUCUGUUUAAGAGACAGGACUUGAGCAUAUUUAAAGGCAUUUAAUUGGAUGCAUGAACUUUACUGCAGAAAGAGUCUUAUUUAUGUGCUGUAUUUGACUCUUACACAAUUUCAACUGUAUUCCUUGCUGAGGCAUUAUGGGUAAUGUUAAACUUAGGAGCAGUAGACAGAGUUUUUUUCUUAUCAAAUUCAUCACUGUUUUUAUCAUAUGCAUGUUGUAAGGACACAUACAUUAUGCCAAUAUCUUAUUUUCUAACACCUUGCUGUAAAUAAAAAAAGAUAUUGCUGUGUUCUCAUCUGAAACAACAAAUAUCUUUUUGAUUUUUCUUUUUUACAAUAAAAAAUAAACGUAUAGAAAUGAAUGGAAUCAAAAAC
Clarias gariepinus (North African catfish) is the source of this 3045-nucleotide messenger RNA. RefSeq names its product mediator complex subunit 15 (gene med15). The coding region runs from base 72 to 2357 and encodes 761 amino acids. The record is from RefSeq and is a predicted model, not a curated record. The transcript is spliced from 19 exons. Gene Ontology annotation, biological process: regulation of DNA-templated transcription. NCBI's taxonomy places the organism in Eukaryota, Metazoa, Chordata, Actinopteri, Siluriformes, Clariidae. Gene Ontology annotation, molecular function: transcription coregulator activity.